Messenger RNA from Branchiostoma floridae (Florida lancelet), 3926 nucleotides. RefSeq names its product alpha-tocopherol transfer protein-like. Gene Ontology annotation, cellular component: membrane. Bases 213 to 1160 code for a protein of 315 amino acids. Gene Ontology annotation, molecular function: phosphatidylinositol bisphosphate binding. The transcript has 6 exons. Lineage: Eukaryota; Metazoa; Chordata; Leptocardii; Amphioxiformes; Branchiostomatidae. The record is from RefSeq and is a predicted model, not a curated record.
CGUCAUUUGACCUCUCACCUCGCCGACAGGUGUGCGCAUCCCAUGGUGCACCGCGGUAGUUUCAAGAUGGCGGCAGGUUGAAGAGCUGUCAAGCUGUUGCACUCCUACAGCCUCCAUCAUGACCAAAAAACACCAGUUGGGAAGGUAGCUCUGACCUCUGCCCUGUCUCCCCCCUGUCUCCCCCUGCACCACUGUGAGGACAAUCAGCUAACAUGGCCGACAUCAAGACAGCACCAGAGAAGUAUGUCUGCACACUCAGCCCUGCUCUGCAGAAGAAGGCAGAAACCGAACUGAACGAGAAGUCUGCCUGGAGGGACCGCGACGUCCAAGCGCUGCGGGACAUGAUUAACGCGCGGCCGGACUUGAAUGCCCGCACAGAUGAUGGUUUCCUGCUACGUUUCUUACGGGCGAGGAAGUUUGACUAUGAUCGUGCCUUCAAACUGUUAGAAAACUAUUACCAAGUUAGGGCCAAUACUCCUGAGAUCUUUGAGAAAUUCCUACCAUCAGCAAUAACACAUGUGCUGGACAAAUCUAUUGUCACAGUACUGCCAGGCAGGGACAAGGAAGGAAGGAAGUUGAUCGUCUUCAGGCCAGGAAAGUGGGACCCAGCAGCCUGGCCCAUCUAUGACAAUGCCAGAGCACUCAUUCUGUCCAUGGAGAAAGUCAUAGAGGAUGAAGAGACACAAGUCAAUGGUUUGAUGGUCAUCAUGGAAGUCUCCGGCAUUACAGCAAACCACGCCUACCACAUUGGCCCGAGGUACGCCAGCACAAUGACCAACAUUAUUCAGGAGGCCUUCCCAGCUAGAAUUAAGGGCAUGCACUUUGUGAACGAGUCAGCUUUUCUGGAUACUGUCUUUGCUGUCAUUCGUCCCUUCAUGAAGGAGAAAUUGAAGCAAAGGAUAAAGAUGCAUGGUAAUGUGUAUGAGAGCCUACAUGAGCUGACAGGCACCGAGGUCCUGCCUACAGAGCUGGGAGGAGAGGGAGGACCACUGGAGGAAAUGGGCAAGGAAUGGAAGGAGAAGUUACACAGCUUUGAAGAUGCCAUGGUGGAGAGCAACAAGUUUGGCAUGUUGAAGCUGGGAGAACUAGGUAAGAGUUCAGUGGGAGAUGCCACUAUGGCUGGUAUGGUGGGCUCCUUCCGCAAGCUCAACACAGACUGAUGGGUCUGGUCAGUCAAGGGCUGAAUACUUCAUGUCAAACAACAAAUAAACUGACAGCCCUUCUAAUACCUUACACCUUACAUUAUGCAUUUGUGCACACACACACACACACACACACACACACAUCCUUGUUCUUGUACACACCCAUCCUUGUUCUUGUACACACCAUCCUUGUUCUUGUACACACCAUCCUUGGUCUACACACCCAUCCUUGUUCUUGUACACACCAUCCUUGUUCUUGUACACACCAUCCUUGGUCUUGUGCACACCCAUUCGUGUUCUUGUACACACCAUGCUUGUUCUUGUACACACCACCCGUGUUCUUGUACACACCAUCCUUGUUUUUGUACACACCCAUAUUUAUUCUUGUGCACACCAUGCUUGUUCUUGUGCACACCCAUCCAUGUUCUUGUACACACCAUCCUUGUUCUUGUACGCACCAUCCUUUUUCUUGUGCACACCCAUCCGUGUUCUUGUACACACCAUGCUUGUUCUUGUACACACCACCCUUGUUCUUGUACGCACCAUCCUUGUUCGUGUACACACCCGUACUUAUUCUUGCGCACACCAUGCUUGUUCUUGUGCACACCCAUCCAUGUUCUUGUAGUUGUACACACCAUCCUUGUUCUUGUUCACACCCAUCCUUGCUCUUGUACACACCAUCCUUGUUCUUAUACACACCAUCCUUGUUCUUGUACAAGGACAUGUUUUUGAGUCUUAAGUAGAAAACUAACCUGAGACAUGUUUAUGAAAAAGGAAUUUGAACAGGAAGAUAUUGAAAACUGUGCAGAAUUGUGUUGACUGGAUGAGAUACAACCCUCCAGAAGUAUACACUCAUUCAAUCGCAGGUUUGCUGCGAGAAGAAUGCUACAAAAUAUUGUACAAUUCUUAUUUUCUAACCAGUGGAGGCCAUAUUGUAUCCCUAGCUAGGGUAUCCUGCCUGGCUUUGAAAAAUUGAAAGAUACAGUUUCAAAAAUAUCUUACUGGUUGUGGCAGCCCUAACUAGUGAUGGUGCACUGUGAGUUUGAGCACCUAUGUCUCAAGUUAAGUCAUCAUUACAUGUUGUAUACGAAUGUAUUUUGGAUUUGUCUUAUAUAGAUGAAACAGUUUGAUGUUGUUAUCUGUUCAAUCAUACAUGUUGUAAUAGCUAUUCAUUAUAUACUAAUAUCAAUCCAGCAGAAAUGGAAUGAAGAACCACCAUAAUGACUGUCCAUAUUUGAAGUAGGCUUCAAGUUUCAUGGAAGUUGCCUUCAGUUCACUUCCUAAGAAAAACAUUUAGUUCAUUAUCUUAUGUGUUCGUCUAGAAGUCUCAUACUUAACAAUGAUGUUUCAUGUAUCAUCCAUCAUUAUAAUGGUAUUGAAGCAGACUUAUGUUUCUGUUGGUCACAUGUACACUAAUGUUCCCUGUUUACCGCAUUUUUAACAAAUGCCAAUAGUUUUCCUGUUCAAUAUUCUCUAUUUUUGUGGCUACAUGUUUGCUUUGUUUUUAUGCAUUAUUUUGUUAAUCAUUGUUAUCUUUGUAUGCCACAUUUUACAUCUACCUGGUAACAGCUUUUUCUGCAUUCCUCUACAAUACAUACAAUACAUACAUAAUUUGCAUAUAUUUUGUAUGUAAUAAGCAUUUGAUUUCAUCAUUAUAUAUAUCACUACUAGUAUGCAGGGACAAGUUUGUUCCAAUUAUUGUAUGGGUCACAUUAAUUCUGAUUAAUAAGAUCAUUGGUUAAUAUCAAGAUUGUAUAACUGAAGGAGCAGUAACUUAUGAAAAAAUUAACUUAAACAUCAAAAACUUGAUAUAUUUACUGCAUUGCCACUAUUUUGUGACUUUGGUGAAGUGAACUUUGCCGUUAGUGUGGGGUUUGGAAGUGUAUUCUGUUAUGCAAGUUGCUGGAUGCAAAGAUAUUUCAGUUUUAAACUCAUUCCGGUUUGCUUUUCAUUUAUCAUAUUCACUCCUUGCUGAAAUGUCCAAAGUAACCAUUUUAAAAGUCUAAAGGUACAUGUAGAUGUCAAUCACAAGGACCUUCUUUUCAAAAUUUUAAAGAUGUUUAAAGGAAACUUUACGACUUGAACUUUAAGUGAUGAAACUGGUAGCUACAAUAUGCAAAAAUUAACUUUUGGUUGCAAAAUCUAGCAAAAGACUGCUACACAAUGGCUUUAGAAGGAUAUUUUAGACACUUUAUUGUAUGCCUGAAGUGACCGGGGUAGCAUUUACAUGUGCAUUUAAAUUAUCAGUUACACACAUUGCUAUAAAAAUUACAUAUUUCUUUUUUCUGCAAGAGUAAUUACAUAGUUGAGUCACACCAUUUUACAGACAGUCUACAGAGGUGAGGUCCUGAAGGAAUAGAAUAAAGUGCAGGUCAGCAUAAUAAUGCAGCCUGUCUCAAACAGAGUUAUAAGUAUAUGGACAUGUAUGUCCCAAUUCAUACAUUGUAAACUACAUCCGAUUCAUUAUUAGAAAACUGCUACUUUAUGCAAUGUAGGUGUAAACAGCCACUUUGAUAUAAUCAUGUACACAUCAGAACAGACUAUCCUGGGACUAACAAUUAUAAGUACAUAUUCUACAUUUAUUUAACAUCUACCAAUUAUUAAGGUAUCUCUCAUUGACUGUUACCUUUAAUCUGGUAAUUGGCUUCCCUGGCAGUUUGGGAGAGGUGUUGGAUGACUAUCAUUUAAUCAAACACACAUAGUACAUAAUUAUAUGUAUGACAAUAUCAUGACUGUUGACUCUACAUUUCCAUUGUACCCAUCAUGAUUGUGGUUUGGUGUGAA